AAAUAUUCUCAUAUUAUUAAGGAACACCCUGUAUAUCAGUCGCUUACCCAAACAUACCUGUCCUGAUUUUUUGCUGAUAAGGAUAACGUUGCUAGAGGAUAUUAUAAAAAGUCAUUACAUACCAUUAUUAUUAAUCUGCUAUAGGAAUAAUCAGUAGAGUAUGUAGAAUAACCUGACCUGUAUCGAACAAAGCUUAUAAGUGAUGUGAUAUUAUGAACAAAAUUGAAAUGACUUACACAGUACUGUGCAGUGAGUUAUCGAGAUAACAUGGAUAUACUAUCUGAAAUACAGAGUGAGGUUUGCAAUGUGGGAUUCGACAAACUAAGUCAAAUACACUUUGAUAAUGGGUCCAGUUCAGAUUCGGAGUCAGACAAAUCGGUUGCCUUAGAUGAGAGGUACUACCAAAACCAGCCACCUGCACAUAAUUAUGAGUCCAUAAAGAAAAACAUCGUGAAAGUCAGCCAGAAUUCAAAUGAUUCCCGAAGAAACAGGAUAGAUCAUAAUAAAGUAGCCAAAGUAUACACUAAUAAAACAUACAGAAGAAGGAACGAGAAAUGGGGCUUUGAUGCGAAGAUUACUAGACAUGGACGUAGAAACUUCCCUGCAGAAUCUACAUCAAGCAGAAAUCAUCAAAAUUACAACUGGGCUGCAGAUUCUUCUGCGUCAAACACAUAUAAUGGCAGAAAUACAUAUCAGGUACCUGCUUUUGAUCUAAGUGUUCCAGGAUCGCACUACGGGCCUAUUGGCGGUAAUUUUUUUGCUGCAACACAGGCUAGUAGUUUUGCAAGCUAUACGGAUACAUUCACCAGCAACCUUACGGCAGCAAAUAUUCCUGACCUAGGGAAGGUUUCCAUCACAGGGCUUCCUCAGAGUAGAUUGAAUGCCAAUCAUCUGGGACAGAAACAUCAAAAUGUUAGCACUCCUGGUUUUUCUUAUAUGUCAAGCUCAUCUACAAAUGCUGUAAGUCCAUUUCCACCAAAACGUGACAAAACUUCAUAUAUACACGAUAAGACUUUAUCUGACAGAACCACACACCUAAUGCCUGCUACACCUGUCCGUACCCAAAGUAACCGUAGUAAUAAAUCCAGCAACAAUUAUCCACAGACAAAGAACUAUGUAUCUAAAAAUCCGUUUAGUAUGGAACCAACAAACACCACUGGCUCUUCUAAAGUCUCGGAAGAAAGUUUAAUGCAAGAUGCUAAACUUCCAAUUUCUCCUUCAUAUCCUAAUAGACAGAUAUUAUCUGCUGAUCAGUUGCUUAAUGAUCAUGGACAGAUAAAUGUUGUUCCAAAUCAGACAACAAGGAGCAUUGAUAGUACCCGAACACUAGAUUCAGUUAAGAACAGUACCAAAUAUCCCAUUGAAGGUGUUGUUAGGCGUUUCAGUGAUGACUUCUCAGAUAUAUUUAACGAUCAUGACAUAAAAUUGGCUGUCGAGGAUAAAACUUCUAACACGCAUCCCAAUACACCAGCAAAAGGUACGGGUUAUCACAUAUUUGGAAGGAACACUAUACAAGAGGUCAAAGAGCAAAGAAGACCAAGAAAGAACCCUCCUACACCUUUAGCUAGACCCCAUGGUCAAGUCAUGGAACCAUCCUCACAAACACAGGUAAACCAUUUUGAAGAGGAAGAGGCACCAACGGCGUUUUCGAGAUAUCUCGGAUCGAGAUUUGCAGAAAAUGAGAUUCCAUCUGAAGUAGGCAAGGAAAAUGGCAACGAAGAGUCUGCAGAUGUUGUUGAGGAUGAAGCUGAAUGUAUGAAUGUAGCUGAGAGAUUCAAGGCAUGGUUUUGUGAAGUAUUUUGCUGUGACUAUGCUAGCUAAACAUGUAGAGACCAAGCGGCAGAAGAAACAAUCCACAUCACAGAACAUCAUCCGCGGCAUCUUCUGCUGGUGUUAGAUCCCCAACGGAUGUGGCUACGAAUGGAAAAAACUCGGUGCACUGGUGGACUUUGAAUAUGGCAUACCCAGGAAGCGGGUUAUAGUCGAUAUUGCAGACAUGCAUACUUUAUACCACAUGGUAGAUAUAUAUUUCAAUAUUUUGAAGACUGUUCUUUAUUUUUGUGUUCGUAAAGUGAUUGAGAUCAACUAGUCAAAGCACAAGGAUCCUCGAACACGGCCUACUUUGACUCUGAAAGAUGCAAGUACAACUAGUCUUGGUCUUAUCCGACAUCGCCUGAUGGGAGUGUAUGGGUGCAAUAUAUGACGCUUAACCAAUUCCAAACUAUACGUACCAGACAGGUCUGCAAAAUGAGUGUUUUUAAAGACUCUAUAUGAACAUGGACAUCACAGUUUUUGUUUCAGUAGUGUUUCAUUUGUCCACUUUCUAUGUGUUCAUUAAUUUAUAUACUUUCUCUAUUGUUUUAUACGCUUUCUGUUUUUAUUAUUAUUAAAUUACAUAGGUCUUGACAGUGUAUCCCUUUCAUUUUUCGACAGUUACCUUCAUCAAAGAACUCAGUGUGUUUUUCUCAAUCAAGAAAUGUCUCAAGUGACAAUAAUUCCCUCAGGCGUACCUCAGGGCUCUGUAUUGGGG
Messenger RNA from Acanthoscelides obtectus, 2530 nucleotides. NCBI's taxonomy places the organism in Eukaryota, Metazoa, Arthropoda, Insecta, Coleoptera, Chrysomelidae. The record is from the annotation of a GenBank genome assembly.